This is a messenger RNA of Colletotrichum truncatum, 297 nucleotides long. Its product is annotated as small nuclear ribonucleoprotein lsm2. Gene Ontology annotation, biological process: mRNA splicing, via spliceosome. The record is from RefSeq and is a predicted model, not a curated record. Gene Ontology annotation, molecular function: RNA binding. Lineage: Eukaryota; Fungi; Ascomycota; Sordariomycetes; Glomerellales; Glomerellaceae. Gene Ontology annotation, cellular component: Lsm1-7-Pat1 complex; U4/U6 x U5 tri-snRNP complex; catalytic step 2 spliceosome.
AUGCUCUUCUUCAGUUUUUUCAAGACUCUCAUAGACCACGAGGUCACCGUCGAGCUCAAGAACGACAUUCAGAUCCGUGGCACUCUCAAGAGCGUUGACCAGUACCUCAAUAUCAAGCUUGAUGACAUUUCUGUCGUCGAAGAGCUCAAGUACCCGCACCUGAGUUCGGUCAAGAAUGUUUUCAUUCGUGGCUCUGUAGUACGCUAUGUCCAUCUUCCUGCUGGGUCUGUGGACGUUCCUCUUCUCGAAGACGCGACGCGGAGAGAGGCUGCCGCACAGUCAGCAAAGGCGAAAUAA